CAAGAAAAAUGUCCGGCGGGGGCAUCAUUCCACGCGGAGGUGGUUAUUCAAAAAGACGCGGAAGAGGAAGACGAGGUGGUGGAAAUGGUGGAUUCCGUGAUGAUAUUAGAGAUAAUCAAUCAGAUCGACACUUGAGUCCAGACAGAAGAUCAAAUCACAGCGAGGAUCGUCAUGAACAUCGUUUCAACAACUAUCGCCAACAAAAUCGGCCGAAUAGUCGUACUCCAAGUCCAUCCAAUCAUAAUCAAGUUCAAACAUACCGUAAUAAUCCGUUUGAUGCACGUCCUGCUUUAUCAUCGAAUGAUCGAGACCAAGGCCGUAACCGGUUUUCCCCUCCAUCUUUCAGACGAGAUGGAAGGGAUAGUGAUCGGAAUGGAUACCAUGAGAAAGAAGAAGAGCCAACAAGAGGAAGCCGUAAUGAUUUACGAACUAUUUUGAAACCAACAGACAAAGAAGCAGCUAGAACGUGGAAAUUAAGAAUCGCUGACGCCGAAGAAGCUAUCCGACGGGCCGAGUUUCAGUUACGCAGGGCAAAAAUGGACCACGAGGCUCUUCUAGAAGCAUAUAAAGAGUACACGGAAACAACAUGCCCACAAGAACUUCUCAAGCCGAACUGGUAACUUCUGAUAGCCAAUAUCCAUCCCUCCAGCUGCCGAAUCCUAAUAAUACAACCAAAUCAUGUCACAUUGUCGCUUUAGAGAUAUUUUCUCAUUAUGUAUUCAAACUAUCAGAUAGUUUUAUUUUAUAUCUUUAUAAUAUUUUUAUUUUUUCUCAGAAUCAAUAUGGAUUUUCAUGAUUUUCAACACAAUAAAUGAAAUUUAUUGUU
This is a messenger RNA of Caenorhabditis elegans, 826 nucleotides long. It is a transcript of the gene T05F1.4, whose product is annotated as NAM-associated domain-containing protein. Bases 9 to 620 code for a protein of 203 amino acids. The record is from RefSeq and is marked reviewed. NCBI's taxonomy places the organism in Eukaryota, Metazoa, Nematoda, Chromadorea, Rhabditida, Rhabditidae. The transcript is spliced from 5 exons.